This is a messenger RNA of Macrobrachium nipponense, 1034 nucleotides long. Its product is annotated as cuticle protein 7-like. Gene Ontology annotation, molecular function: structural constituent of chitin-based larval cuticle. Bases 16 to 768 code for a protein of 250 amino acids. Gene Ontology annotation, cellular component: chitin-based extracellular matrix. The transcript is spliced from 2 exons. The record is from RefSeq and is a predicted model, not a curated record. Lineage: Eukaryota; Metazoa; Arthropoda; Malacostraca; Decapoda; Palaemonidae.
UAUGUGUAAGCAGAGAUGCGGCACAGAGCAGGAUUUCUCCUUUAUGAAGAAGUCAUACUAAGAUGCCCUGACCUUCCUGGGAAUUCUUCUUUUUCUCCUUCCUCCCGCCCACGCCCAUUAGUCCUUGCCCCGUUGAACCCGUAUAUAAGACGCUCCGAUGGCCACCACGCCCAGACAGCCGCCAUCUCUCGCUGGAUCACCAUGAAUGCUCUGACAGUACUCUCCUUUGCGGCCGUAGCUGCAUGCGGCAGUGCCCUGAUCUUAGGGCACCCAGGAAUCUACGGUACUUACGCAGGUCUCCUGCCCCAGGCUUACACAGGAGUCCUUCCUGCGGCUGCGCCUGUGGCUGUGGCACCUGCACCCGUGACCUACAAUGUGGCUCCUGUAGCUUAUAAUGCCAUCCCUUACGCCCCCAUCCAGUCCCAGUACCAUGCCCAGGACGAGCUCGGCCAGUACUCCUUCGGCUACGCCGGUGGUCCCUCUGCCCGCUCUGAGACCCGCGAUGCCUUCGGGGUCGUCAGAGGAUCCUACAACUAUGUUGAUUCCGAAGGGAAGGUCCAGACCCAGCACUAUGUAGCCGAUGCCCUCGGCUUCCGCGUCGCUGGCACCAAUAUUCCUGUUGGUCCCGAUGCCCCAAAAGCCGCUCCAGGACCUUUGCCUGAACCCGUCCAGGAUACCCCAGAGGUCUCUGCCGCUAAGGCUGCCUUCAAGGUUGCUUACGACGAGGCCGCUGCCGCAGCUGCUGCCGCUCCCGACGCUCGCAAAUAGACAGUCUGAUUGUUUGUCUAUUUGCUUUGCUUGAUCGUGGUUGACGCUGUCUCCUUUCUGUGGCUCAGGCGACGUAGAGCACCUUAACAACAGGCGAUUCAGUAGCAUCUUCCACGUUAGAAGAAAGUUGUUGAAUUCUUGUGUUUCUGUGUUGACGCGCCUCCCUCCACUUUGUGUACAUAAUGUAGAGAGUUAUUCGUGAAUUUUGUGAUCAUAUGGCCAUUGCAUUAUAUUUUCUGAAAUAAAUUAUAUGUCUGUAAAUUGUG